This is a messenger RNA of Ceraceosorus guamensis, 872 nucleotides long. RefSeq lists its product as hypothetical. NCBI's taxonomy places the organism in Eukaryota, Fungi, Basidiomycota, Exobasidiomycetes, Ceraceosorales, Ceraceosoraceae. Gene Ontology annotation, molecular function: DNA replication origin binding. Gene Ontology annotation, cellular component: nuclear pre-replicative complex; DNA replication preinitiation complex; nuclear origin of replication recognition complex. Gene Ontology annotation, biological process: DNA replication initiation; DNA replication. The transcript has a single exon. The record is from RefSeq and is a predicted model, not a curated record. Bases 131 to 757 code for a protein of 208 amino acids.
UCGAUGACUACCUCGAAACGAACAGUGAUCAACUCCAUCUCCUCCUCCUUGCGGUGAGAGCGAAGCGUCGAGUGUUGUCGAGUCAUAGAGAGCUAAAGUUGAGAUUCGGUCCACGCACUCACACAGCUCAAUGUUGAAACAAGCCUUGAGGGACGAUCCGCUCACACGCCUAGCGAAGAGAUUCGACUCUCCCGAAUUCGUCUCUGCGAGAGUAGACGGACAUCUGAGAAGCACACUGCUCCACGCUCUCAAUCAUCCCUUUGACGCUGUUCAGGAUGGACUCUUGAGGCAUCGAACCCUCGCAGAAACUCUGCGUGUCUCUGGCGAGCGUACUGAAGAUACUUUGGGCGUCAUUAGAGAGCGCUCAGAGAUGCCCAUGCCAGAUGUCUGCGUGGCUUACUCCCUGUACAGGGAUUCGGGAAGGAUGAUUAACCUGGCUGACUGGUACGAUGCCUUCACUCAGCAAGUCUCGCUGCCGAUCUCUUCUUCGCGCGCAACGUUUGCCGACGACCAACAAAGUUCUCGCAAACGUCCUAGCCCAGCUUCAGCCGGCGGUGAGAACGGCCAGACCGAAGGGCCGGCGGGCAUGGAAGCCAGGCCUGAAGAUUUGGAUCAGGUCAGAUUUGCAUGCGCGGUCAAUGAGCUGGCUAGCUUGGGUUUGCUCAGAAGAACAAGACGCAAAGCGGAACAUGUACUCAAAACGAUUUGGGACUUGCCUCCUGCACCGUCUUUUGGACAUGUACCUGACACCGGAUGACGCCGUUCAUGCUUCGAACGGCCUUCGAACGGCGCAACAUGAUGCGAAUGACUGGACCCAAAGAAUUCCUAUGAUUUGCAAGGUAUGGAAGCAAAAUUUGCGCGGACAUCGUGUG